Molecule: messenger RNA, 9782 nt
Organism: Menidia menidia (Atlantic silverside)
Lineage: Eukaryota; Metazoa; Chordata; Actinopteri; Atheriniformes; Atherinopsidae
Source: the annotation of a GenBank genome assembly
CAAGCUGGUGCGCGUUCACGCGCUUGGCUCGAGGACGCAGCAGCUAAAGCUAAACGGGCAGCAGGCUACCAGGCCUUUAACGUUCACGGAAUCAGCCGUCGGUCAUUUUGUUCAGGCGGACCUCCGACCGGCAGGGAUUAGAAACGUGCGAGAUCAUAUGUGUUUGACGGGGGGAAGAAAAGCACAAAAUGGUUCGGGAAACCAGACACCUUUGGGUGGGAAAUUUACCCGAACAUGUUCGAGAGGAGAAAAUUGUGGAGCAUUUUAAACGGUACGGCCGUGUGGAGAGUGUUAAAGUUCUGCGAAAGCGUGGGUCAGAGGGGGGGGUUGCAGCCUUUGUGGAUUUUGUGGAUAUCAAAAGUGCACAGAAGGCUCACAAUGCUGUCAACAAGAUGGGAGACAGAGACCUUCGGACUGACUACAAUGAGCCAGGGUCAGUCCCUAGUGCUGUCCGAGGUCUUGAAGACAGCUCCCCUUCAAGCAGUCGAGACGUUACGGGAUUCUCUAGGGGAACAGUUGGUCCAGUGUUUGGCCCACCUGUUUCCCUUCACACCAGAGAGGGACGUUAUGAACGGAGAAUAGAUGGUAGCUCUGAAAGCCGUGAGCGUGCAUACGAUCACAGCCCAUAUGGACACCAUGACCGCAGUGGAACUUUCGACCGGCAGCGUCACUACAAUGCUGAUUAUUACCGUGACCGUGCUGUGUUUGCCACUACGGGCCCUGGGAGCAGUGCUAUUGGAGCAAACUUUGAUGCAGCCGACCCACAUUUUGAUGCCAGAAUACGAGACCCAUUCACUCUUACUAAUUCAACACGACGUGACUUGUAUAGGGAUGAGAGAGGGCGACGUGUUGAUCGGACCUAUCAUCACCGUCGAAGUCGAUCCUCUCAUUCUUCACAAUCAAGGCACCCUUCCCCUCAACGGACCACGGGACAAACGCCCAAAACGCCUCAUUCCCCUAAAAGAACCCCCCUGUCCCCUGGGAGAGGGCCAAGAUCGCGAUCUCACAGCAGAUCUUCAAGUUCUGACUCUGUAAGCAGCACCAGCAGCACAGGCAGUGGCAGCGACUCCAACAGCAGCUCAAGUGAUGGAUCCCGGGCACGGUCUGUUCAGUCAUCAGCUGCACAUGCACCUCCCACUUCUUCUAUGGUGCUUGAUUCUGAGGAGCCUCGUAGAAGCUUUGGAAUAAAAGUGCAAAACCUACCAGUGCGCUCAACAGAUACUAGCCUAAAAGAUGGACUAUUCCACGAGUUCAAAAAACAUGGAAAGGUGACCUCAGUGCAGAUUCAUGGAGCAUCGGAGGACCGCUAUGGUUUGGUGUUCUUCAGACAGCAAGAGGAUCAGGAAAAAGCCCUCAGUGUCUCCAAAGGAAAGCUGUUCUUCGGCAUGCUUAUUGAGGUCACUGCUUGGAACGGUCCCGAAACGGAAAGCGAAAAUGAAUUCAGGCCAUUGGACGGGCGCAUAGACGAGUUCCACCCAAAGGCCACAAGAACACUGUUUAUAGGGAACCUCGAAAAAACCACCAGUUAUCAGCAACUUCUUGAUAUUUUUCAACGGUUUGGAGAGAUUGUGGACAUUGACAUAAAGAAGGUAAAUGGAGUUCCCCAGUAUGCCUUCGUUCAAUACUCUGAUAUUGCUAGUGUUUGUAAGGCCAUAAAGAAGAUGGAUGGAGAGUAUCUGGGGAGCAACAGACUAAAGCUCGGUUUUGGGAAAAGUAUGCCAACAACCUGUGUCUGGCUUGACGGUUUGGCUGCCAACAUAACGGAGCAAUACCUGACUCGGCAUUUCUGUCGUUAUGGUCAUGUUGUCAAAGUUGUCUUUGAUCGACUAAAAGGGAUGGCCCUCAUCUUGUACAACAACACAGACUUUGCUCAGGCAGCUGUGAGAGAGACCAAAGGCUGGAAAAUUGGUGGCAAUAAGAUCAAGGUGGAUUUUGCAAGUCAAGAAAGUCAGAUGGCAUUCUACCGCUCUAUGCAGGCAUCUGGUCAAGACAUUAGAGACUUCUAUGAAAUACCACCUGAGCGACGAGAGGAUCGUAGAACUCCCUAUCAUGAUUUUACAGCAGAGAGAGCUUACUAUGAGAAUAUAAGAACCCCUGGUCUUUAUCCAGAAGAAGCUCGAAGAGAAUAUGCUGCACGCAGCAGAGAACGUUUUCCUGAGCUGGAACAUUAUCAAGGGGAUCACUUUGACCCACGAUACCAUGAAGAUCCAAGAGACUAUAGGGAUUACAGAGACCCUUUCGAGCAAGACAUCAGGAAAUACACCUAUAUACAAAGGGAGCGAGAAAGGGAACGGGAACGAUUUGAAGCUGAUCGUAGCAGGUGGAGCCCAUCUCAUCCACGGCGCCCCAUUACUCCCGCAGUAUCACCCUCACCAUCUGAGCGUGUUCCGAGAGAAGCAGAACGAAGAGUCUACAGCCAGUCCUCUGAGAGAAGUGGUAGUGUGAGCUCUGUUUCACCGCCACAUUUUGACAAAUCUGAAAAAACUCAGCUGGAGCAUGUCUCAAAGAGUGAAAAGAGCAGUCAACCAGAUCGCGCAGCAGGAGCUGAGAAAACCAAACGGGCAAAGCGAAAAGAUAAAGCUGACAAAGAUAAAACGGACAAAACAAAAUCAAGGAAAGCAAAGGGCCAGUCCCCACCCAACCCACAAACUGAAACAGAAGUUGAAGCUGGUUUAGAUGGAGGGUCUGAAAGAGGCAGGGGUUCAGACCAAGAUGCUCAUGAGAGACAGAAGUCUAAAGGAGAUGUUGAUCCUCCUUCUGUAAAUCCAUCAUCAGUUUCUGUUCAGGACUCUGUAAAAGGCGAAAGAUCUGAACCAACUAAAGGUGAAAAUUCAGAGUUGGAUGGGAGAACUCGACUCAAAAAACAUCCAAAGCCUGAUCCUGGAAAUGAUGGUAAAGAUACAUUGGUGGAGUCAGAUCGCCUUGCUGCAAGAAAGCGACGUUUUGCCGAUGGAGGACGGACUGUUCGUCAAAAGAGAGGCAAGCAUGACGAGGACGAUAGUAAUCAAUCUGCUGAAUUUGGGGCCAAUUCUGUUUAUGUGAAGGAAUCGGAGAUGGACAAACACAAAGAUUCACAGCGUAGAGAUGCAAGACCUAAAACUGACAAAAGUGCCACUCAAAAAAAUGGCCAAGAAGACCUUCGAGGACAAAAAGAGAAACCAGAGGGAUCUAUGGAGCUGCCUGAGUCCAAGCGACAUCUCGGGAGUACUUCAUCCAGAAGGUAUUCGCAAGAUGGAAAUGUAGAUCAAAGCACUGUAAGAGAACAAGAUCACCAUACUGUGCCCAACCUUAGUCAGAAUUCUGAAACUAAUAAAAGUGCCAAGAACAAGGAUGACCAUGUUGACAUUGACCUCUCUCAGAGUUACCGUAAGCAGAUGGAGCAAAAUAGACGUUUACACCAGCAACAGCAGCAGCGCGAGUCUGACAAACACGACAAACCAGGGAGUCCCCAAAAAGGUGAAGCGGAAGACUUGGAACACCGUAGUCUUGUGCAUGAAGUUGGAAAACCACCUGAAGAUGUCACUGAUAAUUUCCCAUCUUACAAACUAAAAAAGAUAGACCAGAUUGACAAUGAAUCUGGGACAAAGAGAGAGCGUGUCUAUAGAAGCUUUAGACAAAAAAGUGAGGAUCCUGAAUGGAAUAACACUCCCUCUCCAGGACAUCUGCUCAUUGCUCACCAUGUGGAUGAGGAUUUUGUUGAUGCUUCUCAGAAAGAAUUGGGCAAAAAUGAUGAGAAAAUCCACCCAGAACUGGAGCUGUUGGUUAAAAGGACACACAACACGCAUGUUAACAAGACAAACACUCAUUUACUUAGUGUGGAAGAAGAACAGCAAAAGAGAUGGGAGAGCAGAGUUAAGCCAGAGUUGUUACCCAACCAUAACUUUUCUAGAAGUUUAGGAAAAAACGUUCAUAAUCGCAAACGUUUGGAGUAUGGCAUUUGGCAAGACUUGGAGCCUGGGGAGGUCCGAUCAGACUCGGAAGAGGACAGAGAGAUCAAACCGCACUCUCCUGUGCCCUCCACAUCCAUGCCUUACUCUGAAAGACCGAGGGCUGAAAGGUUUUCAGACCCCAAACUAGCGCAACUUGAGAGGAACAAAUUCUACUCCUUUGCUCUUGACCAGACAAUUACACCUGAUACAAAGGCUCUGCUAGAGCGGGCAAAAUCUCUCUCAUCUUCCCGAGAAGACAACUGGUCAUUUUUAGAUUAUGAUUCUCACUUUGCAAGUCUCCGCAAUAGGAAGGACACAGAAAAAGUAGAAUCAACACCAAGACCUACACCACCUUGGUACUUAAAAAAGAAAAAAAUACGAAGUGGAUCAGAAGACAAACUUGAUGAAAGGAAAGAAGAGCCUAAACCACAGGAGCAUGAACGCAGGGAAUUAUUUGCCUCGCGCUUCCUUCACAGUGCCGUCUUUGAACUAGAUUCUAGACGACUGCAGCACCUGGAACGUAAACAUGAAGAACUUGAGCAUAUGCAAAACCAGCAACUUGGUCAGCAUGGGGUAGAUGGUGAACUUGAAACCGGACCAGUUGUCCUUUUCCAUAGCCGCUUUUUGGAGCUCACACAACUACAGCAACAGAAGAGUAAGACACAACAUCUGCAAGAAACAAAAGAAGAUCCCGCAAUCAGAGAUGAGAAUAAAGAAGAAAAGUCAGAUGAUCAAGAGAAACAGGUUCUGCAGUCCCAUGACACAACAGAAGCUGUAGCGGAGACGGAAAUUAAACCCAUCAGUCCUGCUGAAGAAGUUUUUUCUGAAUCCAAACUCUCACCAACUCCUGUCAAUCAGUCAGUGGUCAAGGAUUUUCCUAUGUCAGAUGAGAAAAGUGUUUUGGUAAAUCCAGCUGUUGCUGAAUGUCCCCCUGUGUCUUUGAUACAGGACGAGGUAAAAGAAAGCGAACUCGUAUCCAUUCAUCACCUUCCGGCAGAGACACAAUGCGAUUCUGAACCCACAGAAGUAGCUGAACCUAACUAUUCACUGACUAAAUUUUCUCCAUCUGAAGAGAAACAGGAACCUGUCCCAGAGACUAUAAUUUCCCAAUUCACCGAACAAAUAUCUAGCCAUGACUCUCAGGAAGAGUUUGCAACCAGUUCAGAACCAGUGCUGGAUCUUGAAGCCAUAAAAUCAGAAGUUUCAGUAGAUAUUAGUCCAAUUACACCUAAUAUUGUUGAGGGUGUGGAAACUGUAAAAAAGGAGAUCCAUUCCACUUGUAAAAUGGCAGCAGAGCCAGAAGAAGAGGAUAAACUCCAAGAAGAGCAGAUGGCUGUUGAUAGUGACACUAAUGAAGAGCAAGUCCCCCACCCAAAAAAGAGUGAAGCAAAAGAAAUUAAAACUAAAAAGGGUAAACAAGCCCCUGCUCCACUUGCUCCAGCUCCUAUUACUUCCCUCUCUGUUUCCGAGAAGCAAGCUACACGCAAGAGUGAGCGCAUUGAUAAAGAGAAGCUGAAACGUGGCUCAUCCCCAAGAGCUGAGUCGAAGUCCACAAGUAAGUCUCCUAUUCAUGGAUCAGAUCCUGAUGGCUUAGAGCAAAGUAUACCUUUAGGCAGAGCUAGAAGAAGAAAUGUUAAAUCUGUUUAUGCCACCCCAGUUGAAGAUGAAGCACCAGUUCGUGCUGGAAAAGAAGUACCUGAGUCACCUCGCUCUGCAAGAAAGAGAGGUACGGACAAAGAAGCAGUGCAGCCAAGUAGUGAAUUAGAGCCACCUGCUCCAGCACCUGUGACAAAACGAGGCCGACCCCCCAAGAACCGUCGACAAGGUGAAGAGAGUUCAUCUGUAAAAGUAGAUAAAGCCAAACUAGACAAAGAUACUGAUCUCAGUGAUUUAGUAAGUGGUGAACGAAUUCCAAGAAUCUCUAAAGGGAAAACAUCCCCCCACUCCAUAAAGAGUUCAUCAAAUCAAGUUUCUUCAGCCCAUGGAUCAGCAUCAACUAGAAAAGGGGACAAAACUGAGGCUGCUGAGGAGGAUCUAGAGAUGGAUCUUGCAGAUCCAGAUACUUUGGCUGGGGUGGAUCCAUCAAGUUCAGGGAAAGAUCCAUUGGUUAAAACUGAGCUAAAGAAAGACGAAAAAGAUAAAGAUGAUCUCCAUGAAAAAACUGCUGAAGGUAAAUCGAAUGGAGAAGAAACAGAUUCCCUGGUUGUCGAAGAGAAAGAUAGGAUAGCUAGAGGAAAACUCAAGUCCGUAAGGAUGCCAAAGUCUCCUGUCCUCAAAAAUCUGAAAAUCAGGCUAAAUGUCACAGAGGUUAAAGACCAUCUCCAGUUAGGAGAAGAGCUUGGGAGUCAAGAUGACGCUACAAAAAAGAUUAAAUCUGGAGAUAUGAAUGAUUUAGUUUCAAAGUGUUCUAAUGUUAACAAAGGAGCUCUUGAUGAAGAAAAAGAAAAGGAAAUUGAAACCACAAAAAGUUCAUUUUCCCAGGAGCGCGAGUUAGAGCAGGCAGUAGAGAACAUAGCCAAACUUACUGAUCCCAGUUUUCCAACAGUACCCCCAACUCUACCUGCAGAGACAAAAAGUGACACAGAAGAAGAAAAGCCGUCUAAUCCUGCCAGUGAAACAGAACUUAUGGCUGCUAUUGACUCAAUAACUGCAGAGGAUGUGGGUGCAUCUCUUACCCAAGCACCUCCACUAAGUACCGAUAUGGGUUCUGAGCCUGAGAUGCCAGAUUUUGUUCAGUCUGUCAAGAAAGAGGAACAACAGGCAACUACAUCCGCCCUACUGGAGAAAUCUGACUUUUUGAAUACACCCAAAAAGGGUACGAAGGGAAGACCAAAAACCCCUAAACGUUGUAAGGCCCAAAAGCAAGUGAGAAAGGAUUUGAAGGAAGGGCAAGCGUUAGGCGAGGAACCAACAUUGCCCUUAGUUGACAGCACACCCUCAGAUGUCAAAGAUGUAAAGAUUGUGUCUGAUACACCUCUAUCAUCAGCAGUUGCUGCAGUAAUUACUCCCACUUCUUGGAAGCCAGAGUCUGAGCUGUCAGCUGCUAAGAUUCCAGAUGUAAACACAGACACAGCAUCAUCUUCGGAAGAGCAAAUGCAACCUCUUAAAUCUGUGUAUCCAAAGUCAAAGAGUCCAAUAUGCCCAAAGCCUCAACAGUUGCCACUUGACUGCAUCUCUCCAUCUCUGUCUCCUCGAGCAAACAGACCAACUAUCAGACCUAUUCAACCUGGUAGAGUUGCUGUAUCUCCACCAGACUGGCGGCAUCAGCCCAAAGAUGCAGUUGUUUCCUCUUCCCCCGUCAUGCCAUUAGCAGCAAAGGAAAGCAAACCUUUACCCUCUGACUCUGAAAAUAUGGAUGUUGAACAUGGCAGUAGUGAUUUAAGACAGAUUCUUAUGAAACCUAAAAGUAUUUCACUGGCAGGUAGUAGUUCUGUUGUUGGUAAUCUGCCCAGCCUUCGAGACCAGAACCCAUCUGAAAGUAACGCCUUAGUCACCGCCGUUGUGAAAAGCAAAUCACCACCAUCAGACAGUAAAAUGCAGACUAAUCCAGUCCCACCUGUUGUUCGACCUCCAGCCUCAUUGACAUCCCCCGAGACAAAGUCUGUGAUUUCUGUUAUAGCAUCGACAGCCACCUCUGUUAUCAGUCGUGUUGUUAACCCCCCAGAGCCCGAGGAAAAAGUGAACGUCAACCUUGGAAAUCCUUGUGUGGACAUGACUAUACCAAAACCAACGUAUAGACCUGGUAAAGAUGAUGCUGGAUCAUAUCAUGGCUCCUCUGUGGCAGAUGAAGGGGGUGCUUCUACACGCUUCAUUGUUGAGACUCCCACUGUUGGGUCCGGGUCUUGCUCUGGUCUGAGAGUAAAUACAUCGGAAGGAGUAGUAGUGUUGAGUCACUCAGGCCAGAAAACGGAGGGACCUCAAAGGAUUAGCGCCAAGAUAAGUCAAAUCCCACAAGCAACAGCAGGUGACAUGGAAUCUCAACAGUUGGUUUCCAUGCCCCAGACUAAACAGGAAAUGUAUGGUCAUUCUCAGUCCGGACUUCAAAAGGGGCCUCCAUCGCAGGGCGAUCAUGGUCAUCCUGGUAAGCCACAGUCAGCUCUAGCCACUAUCAAACAAGAAAGCAGUGGUUUGGAAAAAAUGGAUUACCAGUCUGGACCUCAAGGAGUGGUAAAGCGCCUCACCCAGGGUAAUCAGCCAGUAAUGGGUUAUCAUCAAGAUUAUAUGCAAUUAAAACAAAAGAAGCUGGAUAGUUCUGAUUCUCAUGGCUCGGAUGGGACUAAAGCGUCUUGGACUUCUGCUGUUAGUCCCGCAAUUAGUCCUCAUUUGCCCUCUCCACCUGGAAACCAUGUAGGCUUUGUAACAUCGGCAGGUGACAGAGCCCCUUCGCACCUCAGUGGAAUCAAACAGGAACCACGAUCCCCACGCAAGUCAGGUCAUCCACACUCUCCAUUUACUAAGGUGCCCUCGCCCAUAGGCUCCUCAUCCCCAAAGGGGAUUCCUGUCAUGCUACCAACUGGCCAUCCUGCUAUGCAACAAUAUAUUACUAGUGUUCACCACCCAGAACAAUCUGUUAUCAUGCCACCUCAUAGUGUGCCUGGAGGCUUGGGACGGAUGUCUCCUCACUGUGUUACCCAGUCGAUUCCAGUGGGACAUCUCGUUCAAGGAGACGUUAGAGUUAAUACUCCACCUCUUUCAGUGAUGACUUAUGGGAUGCACAGUGAGCCUCUCACCUCUCCCUGGUCUAGUUCAAUUCAGCCACAGCCUUCCUCACCCCAGGCUGUUGGCAGAGAGAAGGUUCUCAAAGUUAACCCUAGUUCUUUAAGGAGUCAUGAGGGUGAACAGGAAGAAUCCAGACACUUCCAUCAAACAGGAAGACCACCUGCCGCUCUGCAGCCGGAUCCUCGUGGGCCUUUGAGGAGUGUUCCAUUGGAAACUUACAUGCAACAGAGGGAUAUGCGUGUUCUCAUGCAUCAUCAGGCGGGGACCACCGACCCGCACUCUGGACACAUUCAGGAAAGUCUGCCCCCCUCUAUAUCUCCACAUAUUUUGUCAAAAGGUGUGUCUGAGAAGGAUAUUACAAAGUCACUAGAAGCAAAAAGGCCUCAUUCUCCUCUUCCUAAGGAUGGAAUAAUGGGAAUAAGACAAUCUGGAGCAGCAAUGGCGUCUCCUCAGCGAGGUCAGAUAGUGCCACAAGGACCUAGUGGGUCAUUCUCAGAGUACUCGGGAAUGUACUCAAACCCAAGAGGUAUUCAUUCUCAAGUACCAGAGGCUUCAGUUGGACACAACCAACCACCAUUGAAUGUCGCUCAAAGUAUGGGUGCAGACCUCCAGGCUAAACCAGAUGCCAAGAUGACGCAGCCUGUUAAUAUGGUGCAGUUGCUCACAAAAUACCCUAUUGUGUGGCAAGGUCUUCUGGCACUGAAGAAUGACACAGCUGCAGUCCAGUUGCAUUUUGUCUGUGGCAACAAAGCUCUGGCUCAUCGAUCCCUGCCACUACAGGAAGGGGGUGCACUGCUGAGGAUUGUCCAGAGAAUGAGACUGGAGGCUUCCCAGUUAGAGAGUGUCGCAAGAAGAAUGACGGGUGACAGUGAUUUCUGCCUCCUCCUUGCUCUGCCCUGUGGACGUGAUCAAGAUGAUGUCCUAAACCAAACUCAAGCUCUUAAGGCUGCAUUCAUCAACUACUUGCAGACAAAGUUGGCAGCUGGUAUCAUCAACAUCCCCAAUCCAGGUUCCAAUCAGAUCUUCCCGCCCUGCGAGUUUUCUGAGAGCCACUUGUCGCAGCUUGCUCCCGACCUUCUGAACAGGAUCUCCAGCAUCUCGCCACACCUCAUGAUUGUCAUCACCUCUGUGUAA